GACACUACCACUACGGUACGCGUGCAUGAGAAAUCGGAUAUUUGUGGAAAAUCUGAAUCUUGAGGAAGAAGAAAUCCGCCAUUUGUACUUUUUGUAGAUUAUAUUUGGCUCUCGGGGUAUAGUCCGCUACGAUUGGGAAGAAACAUCACAGCAUCUCUAGAUCCUAUUAGUGUUCAUCAUCGUCUUGUCUCAUCCGAGUUUUGGAUGAGAGGAAGAAUUUCAGUCAUCAUCUUGCCAGUCAGUGUCAGAGGGGGAGAGAGAGCCUUGAAAGAGUCCUGUGUUGAUCAGACUCAGAGAGGAGUUUGAAUCGUGAGCCUGGCUGGACCUUAUCAUCUCACAGGCCAAACCAUACUGUUUACCGUCAUUUGUUGUGUUGCAAGCUCGGAACAUAUUUUCCGGAGGCGGAGAGAUUGUUGGAAUGGGUGACAUUCAUCUUCCUGCUAAGGUAAUCAAUGGUUGUGUAGCGGGUGUAGUCGGUGUGACUUGUACCUUCCCCAUUGACUUGGUCAAGACUAGGCUUCAAAAUCAACAAGUUAUUGAUGGAAAACGCAUUUACAACAACUUGUUAGAUUGUUUCAUAAAGACCACCAGGGCAGAAGGCUUAAGAGGAUUAUACCAUGGUUAUGCUGUAAAUGCCACAUUGAUCUCUCCGGAAAAGGCAAUCAAACUUGUCGGCAAUGAUUUCUUCCGCCAUCUUCUCCGCACCCCAAGGUUCGUAAAAGCAUCCCCUCCUCCGUUCCCCUCCUCAAUAAAUUACUGCGGUGUUCUGUUUGUUCCCCCAAGUCCAAGUGAAUCCAUCAAUUAUUGAGUAGUGCCCCAGCAGUUGCCAACUCCUUAAUUUUAAUGAAUUGUUUCACCUUGCACGCUUAAAGAGAAAUGCCAGUAGUUGCAGUAAACACUGAUUUCAUGAGAAAGUCUGUAAAACCAGGCUUAAUUGUCAGUAUAUCAUCGAAGAUCUAGAUCUGGUACAGUUACAUAAACUGAACUUUGUGAAAUCUUGAAAUCUAUGCUGAAAAAUGUUCACACUGAGGAUCACCAACACAGAUAGGCACACGUGGGACAGUGUAUUAUUAUUCCUAGAAUAAAGACCCGACGGAAGUGACCGAAUCCGCGCUUAUUUUGCUUAUUUCUCAGCAAUUACAUAAUUUCUUCCAGAAUCCUUUGGCCCAUAUUUUUUAUUCAUACAAACAGACACUUGGGUGGUCAUUAUAUUAGAUUCUGUAAAAAUUCAUUUUGAGAUCGUUACCAAAACUGGAAUUUAUCUUUAAGAGCGGACUAUUCUAUCACUUAGCAUUUUCUACUGUAAUUCAAACCUUGCAAAUUCAUGGAACCGCGGUAGUGCAUGCAUUUGUUUACAAGCAUAAUUGUGGUGCGUUGGAAUUGUUGAAUUUUUAAGCAAAUUCACACAAUUCUUUCUUACCAUCAUAAAAGACCACAAAUAGUAGGUGGACAUUUGAUAUUGUGUCCCCCUACUAUUACUACACUUGUCCUCAUCAAAUUGCUAUUCAUUACUCCGACUCAAAUAGCCACCCAUUAACCCAAAUUAAUUACCCUCAAAUGUGUGUUGGUAAUUACUUGCUUUUCUGUGCAUGUUUCUAGUGGGUCAGAAUUCAUUUGGUUUGAAUAUAUGUAUUUUAUACUAAAAAUAUAUACACUGGCAUGGAAUAAUUUUCCUGGUAUCGUAUUGCAAUUUGCUCCACAUUUUUGAAAGACUGCUAUGCAUUAAGUCUUUGUAUAGCAUAUUUUUACAUACAUGUAGGACUGUACAUUACUUUAAUAGUUGAGAGCUUUUCUCUUGUGACCAAAAAUGCUAUUCAAAUUUGGAAAGCAAAAUUAUUCCCUGACUGGACAGGACAUCAUUGUGUUGAAAUUAUAUACAUUGUAUAGUGUAAAAAAAGUGUCCUUGAUUUAUUGAUUAUGAUGUUCUUUUUUCAUUCAUGAUCCCCCAGAGUAUUUAAAAAGCUUGAAUCAUAUUUUUUUUCUUCAAAUCAUUCGCCUGAAUUAAAUGUCAACUGGGCAUUGCUGAUGCGCUUUCUAGCUCACUCCUUUCCGCCAGUAUUACAUCACUGACUCGUUAAUGGCCAUUUAUUAAGUUAACCCCUGACAGAAAUACACCUGGUUUGAGGUGAUUAAAUUAUGUUGUAUACAUAAUAGUAUAUACUGGGAGAAAAAGGACAGUGGCUGGUACCUGCUCAAUGUUCCCGUCAUAAUUUUUUUCUGGAUGCGUGUGGAUUCAGUGCAAGUGAUAGUUACUGUCAAUGUAAUAGGUUUACCCAAUAGUACCUGCAUAAUACACAAGCAUCCUCUGUUUUAUUUGUUUCCAAAUAAAAGGAAAGGGUUUAUUGCCUUGGUGAUGGAUUGAUUACAAGAUGGGGAAGGACAGUUUGAUUUCUAGACAUAUUUUCUACAACCGCCUCUAUUUGGCAUUUGCCUUUGUGGAAUUUCUUAUAUUUUCAGUAUACAUGUAUGUGCAUCAUGCUUUGCAUAGUAUUAGUAAUACACUAUCUAGACCACUCUAACACUCUUGUAUUAAAUCAGAUCUUGUAUUAAAAAAUAAGCAUGUUUUGAAUUUUUUUAAUAUUAGAUUUUAAGAAUAGACUCAAGCAGAUUUUUAUUUAGAUGAAAUACAUGUACACCUGUAUAUUAAAGGUGGCACUGUAUUUAAAUAAUGGUACAUACAUACUUGUAGAAAAACAAAAAAAGUAUGUUUAAAGAUCGAGGACCUCCUGUAUGUAAUCUAAAUUGUACAGAUGUAAUUUGUCAGGGAUCGUCUCACAUUUACAAUGCAAGUAGGAAAGAGAGAGCGGAAAUAGACUAGAAUGAUAUCGUGAUUAGAAUUUAAAUGAAGUUGAUGACAGAAAAAGUCAUUCAGACUGGCUAAAAGUAAAGGAAAUGAAAAUGAUGAUUAUGAUAACUAGAUUGCAGGGGUUUUGCAAGGUCUAUGCGGUUAGAUGAUCCACACUGAUUUAAAUUUUCAAAUCUGCUCCUGAAGGACAUUAAGGGAAGGAUUUAUUGUCUCCUCGUUCCCCCACAUUAUCUUUCUCAAUCAGGGAAGAUAAUUGCUUUUUUCAACUUAUGCAGGCUAUUGCCGUUUGACAGCAGCAAGACGUGAUGCCGGAAAUAACCGGAUACUUCUUUCUCACGCAUGCUGCGCGGCUCAGAAAAUAUGCUUGGGGGAUGAGAACUUUGAUAUUCCUCAUAUGCAUGUUAAUGCAUAAGGAGCAGCCCCGUUCACAUUGUAAUCUUAUUAUGUUUUCCUUUUAUCAGUAUUAAUAUGCAUGUUCAUGUAUCCAAAUUUUGUAUAUAAACAUACCUGUCUACAGUAUGUGUUGUAGGCCUUUCUUGCCCCUGCCUGUUUGAAAUGCCAUCCGUCACCAAGAGGUGUGUUUACCACGGACCGAUUAAUAUUGCAAAUGGCCCCUGAAUGGCCUGCACGUGUAAUAUAGUGAUUGCUACCCUUUUUCACGCCUUCACUCCUCGUUAAGGGUCAUUCACAUUAUCUUUCAUCUGUUGCAAUGAAUCUGCCAUGCUUUAUAUCUAGUGUAAAUUAUAUUUAGGGGUUUAGUAAUUGUUGCUAACUUGGGUGUUUACAUUUCAAAUCUUUUGCUUUUGCUCUGCAAAUAAUCUAUAAAUAACAUGCCUUGAACUUCUAGAUCCAUUCGCACAUACUAGUAUACAGCUAAAAAAAUUUUUUUGAAAACAAGGGCAAUUCAUGUUCAUGGAAUUGCAAUAAAAAAAAGGGAAAAAACAACAACACACUUAAAAAAAAAACCCAUGCGCAUAAUGUACAUUUUACAUCAUUAUUAAAAAAAACCACACAACUGCAAUAGACGCCAAUGUUCGUAAGGAUGAAGAUUUGAAUUAU
This is a messenger RNA of Lytechinus pictus (painted urchin), 3865 nucleotides long. RefSeq names its product mitochondrial glutamate carrier 1-like. The record is from RefSeq and is a predicted model, not a curated record. Gene Ontology annotation, molecular function: L-aspartate transmembrane transporter activity; L-glutamate transmembrane transporter activity. NCBI's taxonomy places the organism in Eukaryota, Metazoa, Echinodermata, Echinoidea, Temnopleuroida, Toxopneustidae. Bases 419 to 808 code for a protein of 129 amino acids. The transcript is spliced from 5 exons. Gene Ontology annotation, biological process: L-glutamate transmembrane transport; aspartate transmembrane transport; malate-aspartate shuttle.